This is a messenger RNA of Xenia sp. Carnegie-2017, 3643 nucleotides long. RefSeq names its product putative helicase mov-10-B.1. Gene Ontology annotation, molecular function: RNA binding; 5'-3' RNA helicase activity. The record is from RefSeq and is a predicted model, not a curated record. Bases 1522 to 3132 code for a protein of 536 amino acids. The transcript has 15 exons. NCBI's taxonomy places the organism in Eukaryota, Metazoa, Cnidaria, Anthozoa, Malacalcyonacea, Xeniidae.
CUUGCCAGUUGACAAAAAUUCAUGAAGGAUAUUGUUGCUGUUGGAUGCACAAAUUAAGGUUUGGAAUGGAACACCCAUUUCCUAAGAAUGUCUUCAUGUGAAACAUCAAGAAAGAAAAUUCGUCCCAAAGAUUGAGCAUGAGAUUUAAAAGACAUUCAUGUAAUGCCCUAAACAUAGGAAAGCUCGGUGCAAUUUAGUUUUAAUUGAGGAAAUGGGUCGGCGAAAACGUGUAUCACUGUCUCUCGCCAAAAACUCAAAUUAGCGGAGUAUUUUCUACGUUUCAUGGAAAAAAAUGAAAUAUGGCCUUCUACGAGAACAGAUUUGCGCGAAGUGUUUAAGAGCAAUUUUCUCCCGAAGGUCGACAGUGUUCUGGAGACCAAAAACCACCUUUGGAGAGGUGAUGUAUUGUUUCAGAAGCAAGCAUAUGAAAGUAAUCCAGUGGACGGAAGCAAAUGACCGGGAAAAUAUCGUGUAUUUGAAAGGACCGAAUAAGGAGCCGCCAUCUACUAAUGCUUCCUCUACAAACGAAUCAAGUCGGCUCAAUGAAUUGAAGGAAUUCUUCGCGUGAAAAUCGACUGCGAUUCACAAAAAAUAGAAAAGGAGUGAUUGUGGAGCCUGAAGCUGAUGAUGAUGGUAUUGUGCUCAUGAAAGAUGUCUCCAAAAAACUUCAGUUGACUGUUGUGAAUCAAAAAGGAAGUGAGAUCAUUAUUCAAUGCUCUGUUCUGGGAGAAUGCAGGCCUUUUAAAGUGGAUGACAAGUAUCAUAUUGUUAGUGAGUCAAAGAAGGCAAAACUGUCCAAUAAUGAGAGAAUUCAUUUCUCAGUCACAUUAUCAGAUUCCACUGCCCCUGGACUUUACAACGUACCCAUAAUGUUCACAUUUAUAAAUGAAGAUGACCCCAAGUUCCAUAUUAUAAAAUAUGUCAGAGCUGUAAUUGCAGACGAUGUUGUGACACGGUUACAACCAAAACGUUAUAUCAGCCAAAUGCUGUGUCCAUGCAUGGUGCUUAUAUGGAAAUAGAACGUGUACAACCACCAAACUUUGAUUCACCAAACUAUACCAAUCAUCUUCCACAAUUUACUGUCCCACAUCAUUUAAAAAAGCUGAAAAAUAAAAAGGCAUUAUGGAACUUAUUUGAUCAUUUAUCACCUGUCCAUAUUUCAUCUUUUGCUCAUCGCACUAAAUUCUCCCAACUCCUUCAUGUUGAGGAAAUACAAAUGGAAAGGGAUAUAAAGCAGUUUCAAAUGGAGGAAGCGAAUUAGUAAAAGAACAUCAAUAUUUGUCACUUGAAGUGCCAGGUUUGGCUGAGAAUCGUCCUUCUCUUGUACGAGGUGACCAAUUAUCAGUGCGAAAAUUGAAAGUUGAUGGUAAAACAUAUGAGGCUAAAGCUUAUGAAGGAUAUGUACAUGAUGUUGAAUUAAACAAAGUCAAACUUAAAUUUAGCUACAACUUUCACAACAACUUUAUUCAAAAUGCUUCAUAUCUGGUGGACUUCAAGAUCAGUCGUUCAUGCCUUCGUCUUAUGCACCGUGCAGUCCAUGAGGUUGGACCAUAUCUUGACAUGAUCAGGUUCAAUGGAGUACCACAUGGAAGUAAUGACGGAAAGCCUUCACAAUUCAAUUGUUUUGAUAGAAAGAUUGAAAAAAAUGACAAACAAAAGCAAGCAGUUCAACAUAUUCUUGAAGGAUGUUCAAAACCAUACCCAUACCUUGUGUUUGGUCCUCCAGGAACUGGAAAGACAGUCACUAUUGUUGAAGCCAUCAAGCAGGUUUUGAGGAAUAAUCGAGGCAGCAUAAUAUUGGCUUGUGCACCAUCCAACAGCGCAGCUGACCUCAUCUUGGAAAGAGUUGCUGAACAUCAAGUUAUUCCAAAAAAAGAAAUGAUUCGUAUCAAUGCAUAUGGACGUAGCCCAUCUUCCAUGAAAAAGGAUCUUAUGGAGCAAUUUUGCCAUCUUGGUGUUGCUUUAAUUGAUGGUUAUUUCAAGUUUCCUAACAAGGAAGCCAUUGAACAAUACAGAUUUGUUGUCACUACACUAAUGUCAGCGGGCAGGUUGGUGUCUCUAGGAGUACCCAAAGGACAUUUUACUCAUAUAUUUAUUGAUGAAGCUGGGCAAGGGAUGGAACCAGAAUGUUUGAUUCCUAUUGCUGGCCUACUGGACAGUGUUAAUCCAGGACAGGUUGUCUUGGCAGGAGAUCCAAAGCAACUUGGUCCUGUUGUUCGAUCUCCAGUUUCCAUUAAGUAUGGGCUAGGUGUAUCUUUUCUGGAACGUCUUAUGGCACCUGAAUUUUCUUGCUUUAAUCGACAAAAUGAAACCAAAGAGUACAAUCCAAACGUUGUCACAAAACUUUUGAACAAUUAUCGUUCACAUCCUGCUAUCCUUAAGCUUCCCAACGAAAUGUUCUACGACAAUGAAUUACGUGCAUGUGCAGAUGAGUUGCAAAGAAACCGUUUAUGUAGCUGGGAAGAACUUGUGAAACAGGGUUUUCCUGUCAUAUUUCAUGCAGUUUGUGGAAAAGAUCUGAGGGAAGAAAAGAGCCCUUCGUUCUUCAAUGCGGAGGAAGUAUCGAUGGUUUUAAAAUACGUAAAAAAACUGAAGGAACAUAAACAAUUGAAGACUUUUGAAAUAGGGAUCAUAUCACCUUAUCAUAGACAGGUUCAGAAGAUUCGUCAAGAACUUCAGCGAAAGCCAGUAAAUAUCCGCGACAUUAAAGUUGGUUCUGUCGAGGAGUUCCAGGGACAAGAAAGAACAGUGAUCAUUAUUUCAACUGUUCGCAGCAGUGAUGAAUUUCUUCAGUUUGACGCUCAACAUAAACUUGGUUUUUUGAGAAAUCCAAAGCGCUUCAAUGUUGCCAUAACUCGUGCUAAAGCUCUUCUGAUUGUCAUUGGUAAUCCACAUGUUCUUUGCUACGACGACCAUUGGAGAAGAUAUAUUCAGUACUGUAUCGAGAAUGAAAGCUUUACAGGUGAUUAUUCGUCAAAUGGAAAAUCGUUUGUUAUGCCUCAACAGACAGAUGAAAAACUCAACGAAAUGUUUGAGAAACUUUCAUUGAAUAAAAGCUCUAUUUUACAACUUGAAGAGGGUAUGAACGCAACCGAUUAUGAAGAAAUGCCAUGGCGACCUGACGAUCAAUGAAUCAAGAUAGGUUGUGCCUUUAUGCUUUAAAAUGUGGUAUUUUAACAUAGGUUUCAUUUACCCAUUAUCUGACUUCUGCUUCACUGAUGGCUGUGUUUAUUUCAUCUUUCGUUAACAAAAAGGAUUUUAAUUCAAGUGGUUUGUUUUUUUCUUUUGGGGUUUGCAGAUAUAGUUAGUGAAAUGUUAUAAUAUUAAUAUAUUAUCAUUAUUGUAUACAGUUAUGUGAGACUAACGAUGAAAGACAUUGAAAUAUAUCAUUUAAUAUAUGGAACGUGUAUAGCUAAAUUUUCAUUUGACAUAUUAUUUUUGUAUCAUGGGAAACAAAAUACGAAUGUUUUCAAUUUUCAUCGAUAUUCAUGAAAGGUGGAAUUUUUUGAAAGACGUCAUUUUUGAAUUCGUUAUUUUUUGGUUUCCUUCUAAAACUUAGAACCUUAUUCUUUGACAGAACUUUCUGUUUAUAGAGUUAAAAUGUUGGAAAUGAGUAUAUUAAAAUUAAUGAGUGCUGAGUUUA